AUGGCUCAGCUUCAGGAACUCUUCACCGCGUCGGCUCGCCCGCUGCCGAACAUUCAAGACCCCAGUUUCGGUGCCCAGUUUGAUGACUUUGGCGACUAUGACCUCGUCUUGCUAGGGGACGGCAGCCAUGGCACGUCGGAGUUUUAUUCCGCGCGAGCGCAAAUCACCAAACGCCUGAUUGAGCAUCACGGCUUCACCAUGGUCGCCGUGGAGGCCGACUGGCCGGAUGCGGAACACAUCGACCGCUAUGUGCGCCAGCGUCCAGGUCCCAAAGGCAAGAUCGGCGGCAGGCGAGAGUUGGAGCCUUUUGGUCGCUUCCCGACGUGGAUGUGGCGCAACCGCGAAAUGCAGGAGCUGGUCGAGUGGAUGCGCAACCGCAACGCAAAGCUCCCACAUGACCAGAAGGCCGGGUUCUACGGCCUCGACCUCUACAGCAUGGGGGAGUCGAUCCGCGCCGUGAUCGACUACCUCGACCGCGUCGAUCCUGCCGCAGGCAAGGACGCCCGGCGGCGAUACGGCUGUUUGCAGCCGUGGGUGGACGAUCCGGCCGCGUACGGGCUGGCGGCGCUGCACGGCAUGCAAGACUGCGAGGCGAGCGACCAGCACGAUGGCGAGGAGUUCCACAGCACCGAGCAGAACGCCUACCUCGUCCGCGACGCCGAGCGCUACUACAAGGCUAUGUACUACAGCUCUGCGUCAUCGUGGACGCUACGCGAUACACAUAUGGUCGACACGCUGCGACGGCUCGUGCGCUCCAAGCCGGGCAGUAAAGCGGUCGUCUGGGCGCACAACUCGCACUGUGGCGAUGCGCGAUACACGUCCAUGGGCAGCCGCCGUAGGGAGGUGAACAUCGGGCAGUUGUGUCGCGAGCAGUUCGGUCGUGAGAAUGUGGCCUUAAUAGGCUGCGGGACGGACACGGGGACCGUGGCUGCGGCGCACGAGUGGGACGAUGAUAUGGAGGUUAUGAACGUGCGGCCAUCGCGCGCGGACAGCUGGGAGCGAGUGGCACACAACACGGGUAUACCGCGGUUCGUGCUAGAUUUGCGCCGUGACAAUGUCAACCCCCAGCUAGCGAAGGCGAUGACGGCAGAGAAGGACCGGUUGGAACGGUUUAUCGGCGUGAUCUAUCGUCCGGAGACAGAGCGGUUAUCUCACUAUUCGCAGGCGGAUCUGUUGAAUCAGUUUGAUGCGUAUGUGUGGUUUGAUCGUACGGAGGCUGUGAAGCCAUUGGAGCGGAUCCAGCCACAUACGGCGCUGGGACUGGAAGAGACAUAUCCAUUUGGACUGUAA
Aspergillus terreus NIH2624 is the source of this 1290-nucleotide messenger RNA. Its product is annotated as putative erythromycin esterase. Bases 1 to 1290 code for a protein of 429 amino acids. Lineage: Eukaryota; Fungi; Ascomycota; Eurotiomycetes; Eurotiales; Aspergillaceae. The record is from RefSeq and is a predicted model, not a curated record. Gene Ontology annotation, biological process: response to antibiotic. The transcript is spliced from 2 exons.